This is a messenger RNA of Athalia rosae (coleseed sawfly), 1578 nucleotides long. It is a transcript of the gene wupA, whose product is annotated as troponin I. Bases 147 to 788 code for a protein of 213 amino acids. The record is from RefSeq and is a predicted model, not a curated record. NCBI's taxonomy places the organism in Eukaryota, Metazoa, Arthropoda, Insecta, Hymenoptera, Athaliidae. Gene Ontology annotation, biological process: muscle contraction. The transcript has 9 exons. Gene Ontology annotation, cellular component: troponin complex.
GAUAGAGGAAUAAGAGCGUGUUUCGGUUGAUGCUGACUAGGAAAGAUUACUCCGGGGCACAGUCAGCUGCCGAAACUCCGGUUGACUAGUCACCGCCACAGUUGUACUUCUCAGGUAGACGCUAGUAACACCAAAAAAACAUCAUCAUGGCUGACGAUGAGGAAAAGAAGAGGAAACAGGCUGAGACCGACAGGAAGAGGGCGGAGGUCCGCGCUCGCCUGGAGGAAGCCUCCAAGGCAAAGAAGGCCAAGAAGGGUUUCAUGACCCCAGACAGGAAGAAGAAGCUCAGGCUCUUGCUGCGUAAAAAGGCCGCCGAAGAACUUAAGAAGGAACAGGAAAGGAAAGCCGCUGAGAGGAGACGCAUCAUCGAAGAACGUUGCGGAAAGCCUAAGAACGUCGACGACGCCAACGAAGCCGAGCUCCAGACGAUUUGCGCGGCUUACUGGCAAAGACUAUACGGUCUUGAGGGAGAUAAAUUUGACCUCGAGUGGAAAAUUAAAAUGAAAGCUUUCGAGAUCGCGGACUUGAACAGCCAGGUGAACGAUCUGCGAGGUAAAUUCAUGAAGCCCACUCUCAAGAAGGUAUCGAAAUACGAGAACAAAUUCGCUAAGCUUCAGAAGAAAGCUGCCGAAUUCAACUUCCGUAACCAACUGAAACAGGUUAAGAAGAAGGAAUUUACCCUUGAAGAGGAGGACAAAGAGAACGCGUCAAAAGACAAGAAGAAACCUGACUGGUCGAAGAAGGGUCCGGAAGAGAAGAAGGUAAAGGAGGAGGAGGUUGAGGCAUGAUGAGGAUCCCUGUGAAACACUCGUUUUUAAAAAUCUUUAAGGAAAAGAAACGCCGAUUCACCAACUUUCACAAACAACAAAGCAUAUUAAACUAUAGAAUUUAAUGACGAUGUUAAUAAGAUAUAUAUUCAACAAGUAACGGGCGACGGGAUACGUCACAACCAUACACCACAUCACAUAAUCACGAGAAUAUUCUUUACAUAAUAUAUUUUUUAAACAUUAAAAUUACGAAACACAUCUUUCGCCCUACCUCUUGUUUUUCCCCCUUAAAAUUUCCAUCGAUGUAUCGAAACCUUUUAGAAGAACCUUUAUUCCUGUGUGAUUUGUUCUUACUCUCAGUUCCUUAUUGAUUUUUCGUUUUUUUUUUUUCUUUCUUUGUUGCUCCUCCGCACGAGAUCCUUGUUAAAAAACAAAUGGUGUACAAUAUUUUGGAAUUAUUCCAAUCCUGCAUUUUUAUUUUUUUUCACCCUCUCCGUAGGUUAUAGAACAACCUGGUGUCGUAAUACCUAUCCGUUGUUUGGUAAUUAUUAUAGAGAGAGAAAAUGGAGAACAAAUAAAAAAAAAAAAAAAAGUUAUGGAAGAACAGAGAUGAAUUAUUAAUUGAUACAUAGGGAAUCAGAAGAAGGAUUAUUUAACGCGAAUAUCUUCGUAUCCUAACACGUGUCACCCUCGAGAGAUAUCGUAAUACACCUAUACCUGUUAUAUGUAUAAUGUAAGUCUUACUGUGAAAAUGAAAGGAAGAAAAAGAAGCAAAACAUAAAGAGUAAUGAAAGUCUUUGUCUAAGUUUUA